UCACGCGCCUCAGCUGAUUGGCCAGUAAAUCCGUGGCCUGAGAAAGAACGACACAGGGAACCGACUGACAUCUCGGAACCCGUCAACGGAGAUUCUCCGGCGACAAACGGUGAGAGGCGAGACUGAGGUGAGGCCCGGAUUCUAAUGUGCGACCUCUGAGAUGUCCAGCAAGCCCCUUACGGCCGGUGCAGAAAUCCCGGCCCUCCUCCUCCUCCUCCUCUUCAAGUUUGUGAACCUCGUGCUCUCUGCGUCAGACGACUCCCAUUCAUGAAAAGUGUGACGUGAGCAGGAAUUUCGUUUUUACCAACCCUGCAUCGGUGCUGAGAAAGAAGCUUGACUUUGAGCCUUGUCCGACGUGAUUCAAAUACAGCCAAGCCAAUGUGUUAGAACUGCUCCACAUCAGGUAUACUUAGCCCAUAUUCAUGCAUGACAUCAUGGGAAGUUCCCCCGAGGUGCUCUCAUGGACUUCCUGCCCCAGCAUGCUGGUGGGCAAGCUGAAGGAGGAGCUUAAACUCAGUGUAGUUGGGGACUCCAUGAAGAAAUCAAACGCAGCAAACUCUCAAGCGCAACCUCCUCCAGCCCCUCCCACGAUAUUGCCCCCUCAGAUAAUUAAGGACCUGGCACCGCCCACGCACCUGCCCGUCCCUCUGCAGCAUCUGCAGCCUCCAAGCCAGGACGAUGAGACGGUGCUCGGGGGGCUGAGUUCCCAAAACACGGCCUUGAGCGUCGACUCCACGCGGAGCGAGGGCGGACACUUUGACAACAGUGUCCUUCAGCUACAGGAGCACGACCACGAAGAACCCAUCUCGCCGGCCUCCUGCGAGCACGGGGGCUGCGGGAGCGGAAUGGAGGAGCAGGCAGGAGACGGGGACUGUCAUAUGGACCACGGUGGAGACUGUAGACAAGGUCACCCGCAACACCCCGACGACAUCAAGCUGCACUUCCACAGAGCGGGGCCCGGGUCGGGCGGCUUCCUGGAGGGUCUUUUCGGCUGUCUCCGACCGGUCUGGAACAUCAUAGGAAAGACCUACUCCACAGAAUACAAGCUCCAACAACAAGACGUGUGGGAGGUUCCGUUUGAGGAAAUCUCUGAGUUGCAGUGGCUGGGUAGUGGUGCUCAGGGAGCCGUCUUCCUGGGCAAAUUCCGUUCUGAGGAGGUGGCUAUCAAGAAGGUGCGCGAACAGAAGGAGACGGAUAUUAAGCACCUGCGGAAACUCAAGCAUCCCAACAUCAUCAGCUUCAAGGGGGUGUGCACUCAGGCGCCUUGUUAUUGCAUCAUCAUGGAGUACUGCGCUCAAGGCCAGCUCUACGAGGUGCUGAGGGCAGGGCGGAAAGUCACCCCCAGGUUGCUGGUGGACUGGGCCUCAGGCAUCGCCAGCGGCAUGAACUACCUGCACCUCCACAAGAUCAUCCACAGGGAUCUCAAAUCUCCCAAUGUUUUGGUCACACACAAUGACGCCAUAAAGAUCUCUGACUUUGGAACGUCGAAAGAGCUGAGUGACAAAAGUACAAAGAUGUCAUUUGCCGGUACGGUGGCCUGGAUGGCUCCAGAAGUGAUACGAAAUGAGCCUGUGUCUGAAAAAGUGGACAUCUGGUCAUUUGGAGUUGUCUUAUGGGAACUACUGACUGGAGAGAUCCCCUACAAAGAUGUCGACUCUUCCGCGAUUAUCUGGGGCGUCGGCAGCAACAGUCUUCACCUCCCAGUGCCCUCCACUUGCCCGGAUGGCUUCAAAAUCCUCAUGAAACAAACAUGGCAAGGCAAGCCCAGAAAUAGACCGUCGUUCCGUCAGAUCCUCCUACACCUCGACAUUGCCUCGGCCGAUGUUCUGGGAGCGCCUCAGGAGACCUACUUCAAGUCUCAGGCUGAAUGGCGGGAGGAAGUGAAGAAACAUUUUGAGAAGAUCAAAAGCGAAGGCACGUGCAUUCACAGGCUGGAUGAAGAGCUGAUCAGACGCAGGCGGGAUGAACUCAGGCAUGCGCUGGACAUCCGGGAACACUACGAGAGGAAGCUGGAGAGAGCCAACAACCUUUACAUGGAGCUUAGUGCCAUCAUGUUGCAGCUGGAGGUCCGAGAGAAAGACCUCAUGAAGAGAGAGCAAGCUGUGGAGAAGAAAUACCCCGGGACCUACAAGCGCCACUUGGUCAGACCCAUUGUCCGAUCCAAUGCUGUCGAAAAGCUGAUAAAGAAGAAAGGAAGCAUUUCUCACAAACCUGGGAUGCCCGCCGCCAAAAGGCCAGACUUGCUCCGUUCUGACGGUAUCGCCAGCCUGGACCCCCUCCCCUCUCCCUCCCCACUUUCCGCCAGUCCCAAAGUGUCCACGCCUCCUGGAAAAGCCCGCUACCGAAGCAAGCCCCGCCAUCGCCGCGCCAACAGUAAAGGAAGCCACAGCGAGUUCCUUGGGGUGCUGAAAUCUGCCGCAGGAGUGCCCGAAGACGUUAAGGAGCCACCUGAGCAUCAUCUUCACCACCUCCUGCUGCCUACCACCGGAUCGCCACUCCCGCUGAAGGGCCGCGAAGAGGCCGUUGUAAACUGUGCCAAUAACCUGCGUUAUUUUGGCCCCGCCGCUGCCUUGCGUAGCCCUCAGACCGAUCACCUCCAGAGGCGUGUUUCCGGAUCCAACCCUGACCUCAUCUCCACAGCCAUUGAUGCAGACACGCGUCAGCGUACUUCAUCUACCAGCUCCAAUCCCCUCCCGGGUGCCGGUCCUGGCUGUCCCUGCUGCCAGGCUCACCCAUUCCCUGGAUGCCUUCACUGUCAGGCGAGCACUCCUGCAUCCAGCCAACUAGACUUGCCCAACUUUUCCUUGCUCAGUACCCGAGAGGGCAGCCGGUCGACUUUGAGGGCUCCCGACAAAGAUCCCGCUUCUAACGGGGAGGUCUCGAAGAAGCCCGAGCCUCGGGAACAGCAGGCCUUCCAAAACAAACACACACUUCCUAAUGCACUUCCUCGUACACUCAGACCUCUGAGGAAGGGUGGAGAUGAGUCAUCUGAGGAGGAGGAAGGAGAGGUAGAUAGUGAAGUGGAGUUUCCAAGGAGACAGAGACCUCACCGUUGCAUGAGCAGCUUCCAGUCGUAUUCCACGUUCAGUUCUGAGAACCUGUCCGUGUCCGACGGAGAGGAGGGCAACACCAGUGACCACUCCCACAGUGGGCCCCUGGAGAGGCUGAGCGCUAGCCAGGAGGAGCACCUGGACGAGCUGCUGUCGCACACGCCGGACAUCCCCAUCGAUAUUUCCACCCAGUCGGACGGCUUGUCUGACAAGGAGUGCGCCGUCCGCAGGGUCAAGACCCAGAUCUCCUUAGGAAAACUGUGUUCGGAUGAACACAGCUACGAGAAUCCGCUCCAGUUUGGGGACUCAGACUGCGACUCAUCCGAAGCCGAGUGCUCAGAUGCCACCAUCCGAAACAACAAAGCAGCCCCUUCCUCAUGGUGAAUGCCCCCUCGGGCACUUUAUUUGAUUUUUUUGCCUGGAACCAAUAGUGUCCCGCUGGGCCCUGCAGAGAAUACAGCAAUAAGAGGACAAUGAUGUCAAAAAAUGGCGAGCAAUCCCUCCCGGAAUCCCUUCUCCUCCGUUUACCAGGCCUUCAUUCCCUCAUGUUCAACACAACAUCCAGGCAACCCGUGGCAGGGAUUCCCUUUUAGAAUGAACAUGUACAUGAUAUAGAAUAUAACAUUCAGAAUUUAUUUUUGAAUUCUGAAGGACUAUUCAGGAGUGAACAAAAAGACUCUUAAAAAGACAUUUUGCAAUUUAGGCACAUGCUAACCGGUUGCGAGAGCGAGAUGAAGACACGUGUGGUAAAAGUGAAGUGGACGCAUGGCAACCCGAUUGGUUUUAACGCUGACAACGAGCGAGCGGUGGCGAGUUACAUCAUCGUUAAUCUCUCAGGCGACCCAGAUGUGGAGCUCCACGCCUUUAUCUGGCUGCAGUCACUGUCUUCAUUUUUUUUUAGUUAUGUCCACGGCAAAAUCCAAAAAUCAGCACGCACCAUCCUCCAGUGCGGUUUCCCACAACUUUUAUCGAGCCAAGGCACAUUUUACACUUUAGAAAAACCUCACAGCACACCGCUAAUCUAAAAAGUCACAAUGCUAUCAUUCUCUUGUAUCAUUGGCAGCAGGUUGUUGUUCGGGACAGAAUAUCUCUUGCUGACCCUAAAUAGAAAUAUGUGGUUCCCAACUCCCGCCCUCUUACCAAAAUAUCAUGGCUUAGAGAAACCUUGCGUGGCGCCAUCCUCGGCUGUCCCAUUAUAAAGCUAGCAUUACAAACACCAGCAUGACCCCCUGCCUUGUAGCAGGACUCCGUUAUGUCCACUUAUCAGGCUGUGAGUGCGACCAGUAUGCAUGAUUGAGGGGAACCGGCGGGAACGUGCUGAGAUGGAACUGAGGAGAGCAGCCGGAAUGAACAAGACAAUAUCCAGCUUCUUCUCUUGUCACGAAUCACAUGAUGCUACCAGCGUGUGAGGACACACAAAGCCCGCCCUUAGACGUUACGCUUUCAAGUCUCAUCUCAGGAUUGUUCAAGGAGGACCGGAACAAACUGGACUGGACCAAUUAGUUUGAAUGUUGUUUGGACAGCCAUUGUUGCUUUUUGCAUUUUUCCUUCAAAUAGUGGCCUCUGCUCUAAUCUCUUAAACACUGCAGUCACUCAUCACCAAGUAAAAUGAUUCCCUGUAGCAAAAACAUGAUUUUACAUGAUUUUUUUUUUUUAAAUAAUCGCCUCUAUUAAUAAUUGUGAGUAUACUUUUAAUCCUUGUGUGUUUGUGGUUUGACAUCCACAAAUCCUCUAUUAGCUGAAAAAUUAUUAUUCCUGUUUUUGUACUCAAAGCAAAGACACGAUUGCUUUGGUUUUAUCUGGUGGUCACUUUGUGCUGUACUCACUAAAGCACAAAGCACACUCACUAAGUGAGUUGAGGAGCUUCAAGUAGACAAAAGCAGUUUUUGCCAAAGUUUUUUGGCGUCUAUUGACAAUUACAGUACAAAUUAUAAUACUCGAAUAUUUUUAUUUGUAAAAACAGUUAGCUCUUAUCCAACAUACAUAAUAUGUAACAAUGCAACAUGUCUUUGACAUUGAUAACACUACUACUGUUCUGCUUUAACGCCACCUUGUGGCGUAUUUAUGUUUGACACUAUAUCCAACUCCAGUUUUACUAAGCCUUCCUUUCUUAAAACAGACGCCUCGUUCAAAUAAAUGCCUCGGCCACUAUUUGAGGAAAUAGUUUUCGGGCCCAGUAAUCUUUGUUUCUUCCCAUUUCCAAGCGCAUCAUCUCCUAUGUAACACUUUCUAGCAGGGUACUUUUUACUGACAUAAUGCUAAACGUGUGUAUAAUGGCACUAAUGUAAGUCCGAAAAGAGCAAACCAUUCCCCCUGUGCUUGUGAACAAAAGCAAUUAAGAAUCGAGGUUGCUUGCUUAAGAUCAAGAACGUCUAGCAGGCUAGACGCAAUGACUGGUGGCUAUGAAGCUUUUAUUUUAAUUUUAUGUAUGUAUCUAUUUUUUGGUUUCAUAUUUUUUACUGCUCAGGAGCAUUGUGGUGACACAUACAAUGACUUAUAAGUGGUUCUACUGCUUUUUUUUUUUUUUUAACCACAGAUGCUCUCCCAAAUCACUUUUUUUUGCUGUACUGUAUUUUUUUUAAGGGAUGCUGCAUCAGUUGGAGCUUAAUUUAUUCUUUCUUCUUUUGAGUGUUUGUCAUUCCUUUGUACACAACUUUGGGUGAAGGCAGAGUUUAUUUUGUUGUUGUCAGCUCGACUGUGUGUGAGCAAGCUAUUGGGAAAACGUUAGCCAGAAAUCAACAUUUUAUUUUUUUCAUUUGUGUUACUUUGUGUGUGUGUAUAUAAGCAUCAGCAAAUGUAACUUGACCUGUCAUCAAUGAGCUUCUUGAAAAGGAUGUUUGUGGUGUGUUUGACAUCAGUAUUGAACUGGAUGAACCGAAGCUUGAACUACUUCAUUCGGUUUCUUUGAGGACGAAAGCUUUUGCAAAUCUGCAUUAGCUCGAGCCUGUUCCGACCGUCUCCUUUGUGUUUACGUUGAUAUAAAUGAAUUAACCUCAUGCGCUGUCAUACAUCCUGUGAAGUAUGAUUGUGGUUUAUUUUCUUUGUAGCUGGCCUACACAAUGAUUGAAUUAAUUUAUUAUGAAUGGCAUGUAACUGUGCUUUUUAAUUUCAGGCAGCUUUAGCGGGACUAUUAUUUAAAGAAAGCACAAUGAGAACAGGUAUGAGGACAGUAUUAGUCUUAUGUUCGGUGGAUCGAAUCGUCAUAUCUUAUUGUCAUCAUUACAGAUGAAGUAUGGAUGUAGUGGCACUUAAUAACAAAAAUGGUUCCAAAUGUUUACUCCAGUCAACAUGUCAGCUAUUCUGUUUUCACCAAAAGCCAACCAAGGGGCAAAGAGACCACAAGUCUGAAAGCAUCUCCCCCCCACCCUUAUUUCUGUCAUAUUAAAUUUGUGUUUGUGAGGUUGUUUCUAAUCGUGGACAUCAUCUCAUGUAUCUGGUAAACUGUUUCUUUACUACGGUCAUUUUUCAGCUCCUCUUCCUGUCGAGUGGCAUUACGAUCAAACCAAUCCUGUCAGAUUCCUGUAUUUUCCAAAGUACAGUACGGUAGACAUCUGCAGGAAUAUAAUCCAAGCAAGCAACUGCAUGGAAUAAAUGCUGAUGUACUGUACCCAA
Messenger RNA from Syngnathus acus (greater pipefish), 6662 nucleotides. It is a transcript of the gene map3k13, whose product is annotated as mitogen-activated protein kinase kinase kinase 13. Gene Ontology annotation, molecular function: ATP binding; JUN kinase kinase kinase activity. Gene Ontology annotation, biological process: protein autophosphorylation; JNK cascade. The transcript has 17 exons. The coding region runs from base 423 to 3434 and encodes 1003 amino acids. NCBI's taxonomy places the organism in Eukaryota, Metazoa, Chordata, Actinopteri, Syngnathiformes, Syngnathidae. The record is from RefSeq and is a predicted model, not a curated record.